This is a messenger RNA of Miscanthus lutarioriparius, 2715 nucleotides long. The record is from the annotation of a GenBank genome assembly. NCBI's taxonomy places the organism in Eukaryota, Viridiplantae, Streptophyta, Magnoliopsida, Poales, Poaceae.
AUGGGCUGCACGACCUCCCACGACGCCUUCGCCGCCGCGGUCACCUCCUCCAGCUCCCGGGCCAGGGCGCGCCGCGCGUCCGCGUCCGGAGGAGACCCCGCUGCACUGUGCCGCGAGCGCGUGGCGCUCAUCCGCGCCGCGGCCGACAGCCGGUACGCGCUCACUGCGGCGCACGCCGCCUACUUCCGCUCGCUCGCCGCCGUCGGCGACGCGCUCCGGCGCUUCGCGGCGUCCGCGCUGGCGCCCGCCACGCCCGAGUCCUCCUCGCCGCCGGUCGCCGCGGCUACCGCGUCCGCCAGCGUCCCGCCGUCGCCGUCGUCCUCGUCGUCCACCGUCUCGCCGCUCUCGCACUCCCUCUCCGACGACGACCUCCAUCUCCAUGACCUUGACGACACCAGACAUGGAGGCGGCGGUGGCGGGAGCGAGGAGGCGUCGACGAGGUACCACCACCACUUCAUGAGGAGAUCGUCCACCGUGCCCACCGUGGUGUAUGAGGACCCCGACGCCCAGACCCAGUACACAACAGCCGAGGCCAGCUACGGAUACGCCUACGGCGACGGGUACGGCCACGCCUACGGAAAUGGCUACGGCCACAGCUACGGGCCUGCGUACCCGUACGGGCCCUACGGCGAGGUAAUUGCGGGAGAGACCCCGGAGGCGGCGCCGAGGCAUCCUGGGCCGCCGCCUUCGCCCCCGACAGCGGAGGCCUCGCCGUGGGAAUUCUUGGACCCGUUCGCACAGUACGACCAGUUCAUGGAAGACUACGCUGCCGGGAAUCAGCCAACCAACAGCCCCAACUACGCCGAGCUGAGGAGGAUGGAGGGGAUCCCGGAGCUUGAGGACGAGGCCGAGUUAGAGAGGAAGGCGGAGAAAUCCAAGCCAUCGACUUCCGGGGUUUCUGAUCAGGACAUCAAGGGGAAGGGACCAAUUCAAGACAAUGCCGCUUCGAACGACGAUUUUUUUGGUGACAGCAAGCUGCAGAAGAAUGCUACCUCAAAGGGCGAUUCUCCUGGGGGCAAGCUGCACAGGGAUGCCACUUCAAUCAGCGAUUCUUCUGGUGGCAAGCUGCAGAGGAAGGGAUCAGAACCACCUCCUGAUGGCAAGUUACAGAGGAAGGGAUCGGAGCCGGCUGCUGAUGCCGAAGGCGAGGGAGGGAAACCAGUGUCUAGAAAUGAUUCCGUGCCAAGCAAUGCCAGCUCGAAAAGCAAAGAAGAGAGGAAGAAGAACACGGUGAGCCUAAAGGGCACAGUUAGCAGUGGCACUGAUGGCAGCAGCACCAGUGGGAAGAAGAAAGGUGUGGCCUUCGAAGCAGAGCAAUCCAUCAGAGCAGCAGAAGGAGGUGGGGAGAGCCAUGGCAAGUCAAUCCAGUCGGUGGUGAGCAGCGAGCCAUUCUCGCCAUUGCAUCAUGGAACGAGGGAUGUCAGAGAGGCGAUUGGUGAGGUCAAGGAGCUAUUCGAUGAGGCGGCAAACUGCAGCACAGAUGUCUCAAGGCUGCUGGAGGUGGGGAAAAUGCCUCCCCGCGACACCCCAAGAGUUCUUAGAUAUAUCUCUUCCAGAGUGAUAGAUCCGCUAGGCCUUACUGUGUCGACAUCGUCUUGCCUCCGGAAAUCACAUGGCAUGAAGUCAAGAGCAUCAAGCAGCAAGGCAAACACUUCAGCUUCGUCAGGUGCUGGCCGUAGCAAUGGUAUUGGCCAUCUCUCAUCAACUCUAGAGAAGCUGUGGUUCUGGGAAAAGAAGCUCUAUCAGGAAAUUAAGGAUGAAGAAAAGCUACGGAUGAAGUACGAGAAGUAUUACAGAAGGCUCAAAUCCAUGGAUGAUCGAGGUGCUGAAUCAAGUACAAUUCACUCCGUCCAGUUAUCUGUAAGACAUCUUAAGUCCAAGAUCAGCAUCAACAUGAGUACAGCUAAAGCCUUUUCGUUAAAGAUACAGCAGAUUCGAGAUGAAGAGCUUUACCCUCAACUGGUUGAUCUCAUCCAAAGGUUCAGAAGGUUGUGGAAAGCUGUUCUGGAAUGCCACGAGAAGCAGCUAUUAGCCAUACAAGACAGUAGAAUUCAUCGGCUCAAGGCGAUGACUGUAAGCCAAUCUGGUGCGGAGGCCUCACGGGAUUUGGAACGGGAGCUCACGAAAUGGUACCGUUGCUUCAACAAGUGGGUGAGCUCGCAAAGGUCUUGCGCUGAGGCGCUGAAUGAAUGGUUGAAGAAAUGGCUCCCUGAGGUGCAGGAGGAAGUUACAGCAGAUGGGCCCCCUCCUUUCUCCCCAGGCAGGAUUUUAGCACCACCUGUAUUCAUCAUCUCAAAUGAUUGGUUCCAAGCAAUCGAGAUGGUCUCCAAGAAUGAUGUGCUGAGAGCAAUCGACCAGUUCUCUAAAGUCGUGCAUGAAUUCAAGAAGAGCCAAGAAGAUGAGCAGCGACAGAAGCGGAAAGCCGAUCACGCUUCCAAAGAUUACAACAGAAAGUGUAAGGAUUUGGAGAUAGAACUUGGUCUGAGUACCAUGGAGAAUCCUCGCUACAGCCAUGACAACCGUGUAAUGGACUUGGAAAAGUUGAGGAAAAGAAGAGACGUGGAGAGCACUAGGCAUGACAAGACCCUGAGUCAUGCUCACGUCGCAGCUUCAGCUACUCUGCCUAUUGGUUUGGUCCCUGUGCUGCAACAGAUCACCAGCUUCUUUCAAAGAAAUCAACGGGUCUACAUGGAAAUCAGAAUCCAAGGCGCCUGA